AUGUCUAAAAUCUUGGUGCUUCGUGCCAAUGUUCAAACUGUGACUGAGGUCUUGACUAAAGCUGAAGCUUUAAAUACAAAGUCAGGUCCUUUUGACUGUGCCAUCAUUCUUGGCCACAUAUUUGAAUCUAUUCAAGAUGCUCCUUGCCCACAACUUCCAGUGUUUUUCACCAAUGGGUCGAAUUUGUUGGUUGAGAAGCAUGGCACCAGUUCGAUGAAUCAUAAUCUAACGCUUCUGAAUGGAUACGGCGUACUUCAAACUACCAAUGAUCUGAGAAUUGCAUAUCUGAGCGGUGACAAGGACUAUCUUCUCAAAAAUCAAGAAGAGAUUCGUACACUUUUCAAGAAUGCAGCGGCGAAAGAUGUGGAUAUCCUGAUCACUGAUGGCUGGAGCAGAGGUCAUUAUCUAAGUAAAGACGAAAGCUUGGGAGAAGAUACGUUGGAAGAUGAGGCUGUCAAACUGCUAAAACCCAAAUAUCAUUUUGCGACUCUAGCCAAAAACAAGUUCCAGGAAGCAAGCCCAUUCAAAUGGGGGGAUUCCGAAAAAACCACCAGAUGCCUCAAUCUCGCUGAAUACAACUCUGGUGCUAAAUGGGCUUAUGCAUUCAGUGUUGAUUCCACAUCAGCCCGUAACGAUUCUGCAACAAAAUCAUUUGCCGCUAAUCCAUAUGAAAAAAGCACAUCCUCCAAGCGUGAAUUUGAGUCCGAAGGUACAUCAGAUUAUGCAUUGACAAAGAAGCCGAAGCAGAUCUUACCACAAGAUUGCAGGUUUUGCCUGAGCAACCCCACAGUCCAAGAUCAUUUGAUAAUUCAUAUAAGCGAUCAUGCUUAUUUGACCAUAGCUAAGGGCCCAUUGACCGUUCCCACUGCUCAGAUGAACUUCUCGGGGCAUUGUUUGCUCAUUGCCAUAAAGCAUAUCCCAAAGUUGAAACCACAAGAAGACUUACAAAGUGACGUUUUCGAGACUCCACUAUUCAAAGAGAUCGAAAGGUAUGAAGCUAGUGUCAGUGCUAUGAACUACGAAAAGUUUUCGAUGUCUACAGUCGCCUUUGAGAUCAAUUCCCAAAGAUCAAUUCACUACCACAUUCAGCUGUUCCCCAUUCCGUCAUACCUGAUAGCGAAAUUUGAAUCGGCUCUCGACAGACAAGUCCACUUCAACAAUACAAAAUACGAUCAUAACGCCAAGUUGAAAUUUCAGACCUUCACUGACUUGAACGAUCUAGACUAUAAAUCAAUUGUGAACGAUUCGAAUAACAACUAUAUCCAGUUUACGAUUUUCGAGAAAGGACCAGAGUCGUCUAAAACGUUUGUCGCAACCUUCAAGCCAGAAGAAAGAAUUGAUCUACAGUUCGGCAGACGUGUACUUGCAUUUGUUCUGAACCUACCAAAAAGAGCGAAGUGGGACUCGCCUGCUUGUCACCAAUCUAUCGAAGAGGAGGAUAGUGAGGUUAAAGCAUUCCAGACACACUUUAAAAGUUUCGAGCCUUAA
Messenger RNA from Lachancea sp. 'fantastica', 1488 nucleotides. The record is from the annotation of a GenBank genome assembly. NCBI's taxonomy places the organism in Eukaryota, Fungi, Ascomycota, Saccharomycetes, Saccharomycetales, Saccharomycetaceae.